Messenger RNA from Penicillium verhagenii, 1353 nucleotides. RefSeq names its product Dor1-like family protein. The transcript has a single exon. The record is from RefSeq and is a predicted model, not a curated record. Lineage: Eukaryota; Fungi; Ascomycota; Eurotiomycetes; Eurotiales; Aspergillaceae. Gene Ontology annotation, cellular component: COG complex. Gene Ontology annotation, biological process: cytoplasm to vacuole targeting by the Cvt pathway; intra-Golgi vesicle-mediated transport. The coding region runs from base 1 to 1353 and encodes 450 amino acids.
AUGGCAGACUCAUUAUUAGAGCUAUUGGCUCCUCAUCUUGAGACACCAGCCUCCAGUGACGCUACCACUUCUCAAUAUCUUAAUCGCCUGUCAACUCUAUCCUUGCAAAACCUCCAGACUACCGAACCUCAGUCCCUCGCCCAAUCCUCCCAUUCCACGCUUCUCUCUCUACAAGCAUUGUCCAAUCGCUCUCAUCGGUCUUUCAUUACCUCCGCCGAUAAUUUGUCCACCCUCCGCACCUCUAUCCCCAAGUUGACUCGCCAGGCACAAGAACUUCGUGAUGCGCUGCCGAAAUUGGAUGAAGCAGCCGUGGGCUUCUCUACAAAAUAUAGCAAAAUCACCGACAAUGCUGCUUUAGAACGGCGAAAGAAAGCUAUGCAACUGACGCGCAACGUGGACCGAUUGUCUGAUAUCCUCGAAUUGCCCUCACUCCUGUCCACCGCCGUGUCCGCGGCAUCGGCCAAUUCAGGAGCGGGCGCAGCAUCCACCACAUACUCCUCCGCACUCGAUCUGCACGCACAUAUUAAGCGACUACAAACAUUAUACCCCGAGUCGCCCUUGAUCCAGGAUGUAGCAUCUCAGGCCGAAGAUGCGAUGAAAGAAAUGACUACCAAUCUCAUUGCGGGGCUCCGAACCCAGAAUCUUCGACUCGCAGCGGGCAUGCGAACCGUGGGUUGGCUGCGCCGAGUCGCACCAGACCUGGAGACCUUGCAAAGUGAUGGAGCUACCGGGUCGGGAGAAGGAGCGCUGGGCGCUAUCUUUCUGAUUUGCCGGUUGGCCCAUCUGGUCUCAACUCUGGAGGCUUUGGACCCGCUACGAGAACUUGCCGACCAAGAAACCCAACGAAGAACAAGUGGUAAAGAUAAGGCCGACUCUUGGGCGGGUGGACAGCAGACCGACCGCUAUUUGAAACGAUACAUCGAGAUCUUUCGUGAACAAAGCUUCGCAAUUGUCUCGUUAUACAAGAACAUAUUUCCUUCCUCGGAGCAUCCGGAAUCUGAGUCUUCUGGGCCGGUGCUACAGGGAUCAGACGUCAAACACAAAUCGUCGGAUCCAUUGCAAAAUCGUCCGUCUGCUCUGACCACUUUUCCGAUGCACCUGGUGCAGCUCCUUACCGAUACUAUGAGAACAUACCUUCCUAAUGUCCGGGACCGAAGCUCGCGCGAGAGUCUACUGACGCAAUUACUGUACUGUGCCGCCAGUCUGGGUCGUCUAGGGGGCGAUUUUGGCAUGAUUCUAACCGAAUUGGCUGGAGAAGAUGAAAUUGAGUAUGAAUGGGAGGAAGUGAUGCGUAAACACCGAGCAUUGGCAGGACGAUUGGAACAAUUGACUAGUCGAGUAUCAGUGCAUUAG